Molecule: messenger RNA, 2555 nt
Organism: Manacus vitellinus (golden-collared manakin)
Lineage: Eukaryota; Metazoa; Chordata; Aves; Passeriformes; Pipridae
Gene: CLTRN
Product: collectrin, amino acid transport regulator
Exons: 6
Coding region: 52-732 (226 amino acids)
Source: RefSeq, a predicted model, not a curated record
UUACAGGGGAGACUCGACUUCUUUUUGCCUCAACCUUUCCAUGCUGACGGAAUGUUACGGGCUUUGCUGCUUAUACUCUCUGUAGUUGCUAUUGCUCAUGCUGAGCUCUGCAAACCAGAUGCACAGAAUGCUUUCAAAGUACGGAUUAGCAUCAAAACAGCUUUGGGGGACAAUGCAUAUGCCUGGGAUGCUAAUGAAGAGUACCUCUUCAAAGCAAUGGUGGCUUUUGCAAUGAGAAGAUAUUCCAGCAAGAGCACAACUCAAAUUUCCAAUGUGCUGCUCUGCAAUGUGACAGAUCGGGUGUCAUUUUGGUUUGUGGUCACAGAUUCUUCCAAAAAUGUGACAACUGUUCCUGGAAGUGUGGUAGAGGCAGCCAUCAGGAUGAACCGGAACAGAAUCAACAGUGCCUUUCUACUGAGUGACAAAACACUGCAGUUCCUGAAGAUAACCUCAACCUUAUCACCUCCCGUUGAACCCUCUACGCCUGUCUGGCUUAUUGUAUUUGGUGUUGUUCUUUGUCUCAUUGUGGCUGGGAUUGUUUUCCUCAUUGUUUCAGGGAUUCAGAAACACAAGAAAAAGAAUAAAGAGUCAACAGAGAGAGAAAAUUUAGAAGAGAAAGUUGAAGUGACAGUAACAUUAGAAAAUGGGCUGCCUUGUGAAGUGCUGGAUUUAAAAGCAGGCCACAUUAAUGGUGUCUUUCCAGCAGAUGAUGAACGGUUCACAUCCUUAUGAAAUGCUGCGAUUGCUAUCUGGUCGUUUUCUGAGAGACUCCUGUGCCUACCUUAUCUCGUCACUACUCCUGAAUGUCAAACAUGAAGACAAGAAAAACAUCCUUUCACUUAAUUUCCCUGGAGAGAACCUUGUGCUGAUAAUACAUACACUUGAACCUCCAUUACAAAGCUUUUGUUCAUGAACAACGCAAAUGAGAAGGCCUCAGAUAAUAUCCAGAAAAGAUUUCCAGAAGAUGUUUGACAGAACAGGGUUGAAACCUACCGUGUGUCAGGCAUUUAAUUUUUAAUGAUUAUUUAAAUGUGUCCGUUGCUUUUUGUCCCUGAUGUAAAUGUGAAACUGCAUUAUUCCUGAAUGUCGCUGGGGAGAUCAUCUAGCAUUGUCAAUUCUUGAUGGGUUUUCUUUCAAGCCAUAUGCAAAAGUUUCUCUGUAAAAUUACUUUUGUUUGCUGAUAUGUAGUGUGCCUUUGGAUGGAACAAUGAUCAGUGCAUGAAAGUUUUCAUUUAUUGAGAAACAAAAAAGUGAGCUUUCACAGCCUCUGUAAGACCAGGUCAAAAAGCAUGUGGGAUAUAUGUAGCUUUGAGGCUAAGAAACAUCUGGUACUAGAAGUGUUUUUCACUUCACAAAGUCACAGAAUAUAUGACCUGGAAAUAAAAACUUCCAAAACUCUAAAAUUUGUAGAAAUUAAAAGUUGUGACAAAGAGCAGAUUUUCCAAAGGUACAGUCUGUGUUUAGCAACCCAGCUCUCAUUAAAUCACAGAAUCAAAGAAUGGCCUGCGUUGGAAGGGACCUUAAAGAUCGUCUAAUUCCAACCCCCCUGCUGUGGACAGGGACACCUCCCACUAGACCAGGUUGCUCAGAGCUCUGUCCAGUCUAGCCUUGAAUGCUUUCAGGGGUGGGACAAUCACAACUUCUCCAGAAACCUGUUCUGGUACCUCAUCACCUUCACAGUAAAGAUUUUUUUCCUAAUAUCUAAUCUAAACCUACUCUCAGUUUUUUUCCCUUGUCCUGUCACUAUGUGCCCUUGUAGCCAGUCUUUCACAACUCUUUGAAAAAACCUUCCUUACAUUUUUUAACAAUAAAACUAGAGUAGAUUUCCGAGGGAUGGCCAACAUGGGGUCAGAUGAACCUUCAUGUGACUGCAGGAUAGCUUUUGUAGGGAUUCAGUAUGUGAAACACCAGCUCCUGGGUUUGGUGCACCUGACCCAGAUGACAACAUGUAGGCAGUGCUAAGUCAGCAGAGACCAGUCAGACCUGUGUUUCCUAUCUGGCUGGGAGUAGAGGACAUCAAAUAGUGCCAGACUCUACACUGCAUGGGUGGAUUACUUUGAAGUCAGUCGUGCAUACAAACAGUGCUAUCUGUGCCCUGAUCCCAUUCCCAUUUACAUUGGUGAAAACAUUCUGCCUGUUUUCAGAAGAACUGGGCCUCAGAAAAGGGGAGUUGUGUAUGUGGGUAACUGUACACAGAGAAUGGAAGUGUGUUGAAGGAAAAUACAAUGUUUGCAGUUACCAAACAGCUACCCACAUCAAUGAAGGCAGUAUUUGAUCAUUAAGCAUCCUGUUUUCAGUGUCAUGUUUAGGGUCAAUAUUAGAAAACUCAUUUACUUAUUAGGAUUAUUCCAUUAGACUCCUCACCAACAGGAAUAGGCUUAAAUAGAGUAAAAGUUGCUAAAGGACCAUCCUAAAGGACAUCCUGAAGGGUACUGGUUUGUUUCCCAGCAUACAAUCCUUCAGCAUUUUGUCUGUAUUGAGCACCUUUGGCUAUCCACUUGACUCAGCACUGGCUCUUGGGAACACUGAGCAGAAGGGGAGGAAUGGGAAGGAGA